Messenger RNA from Trichobilharzia szidati, 4144 nucleotides. The record is from the annotation of a GenBank genome assembly. NCBI's taxonomy places the organism in Eukaryota, Metazoa, Platyhelminthes, Trematoda, Strigeidida, Schistosomatidae.
CCACUGUUCACAUUCAGACUUUGAUAGUCCCGUUACCUCGUUAACAGAUGCUAGUCUUAAGCAUAGAAUGAUAUUAAUUUUCCCUGGAUAUUUUAUUCUUCAAUUGUCCCUCAAUAAUGAGGUUAGACGUGAAGGGGAAGUUGGUCAGUUAGAUUGUAAAACUGCAUCGAUUGGGGCGACUGGGACGUGCACUAUCGUCUUCCUUGUCGAGCACUCUUUACUGUCAUAGGAUUAAAAUGAAGAGGGAAUAGGUGUUGAAAUGAAAACAGCAUCAACCACUGAAGUCAUUGACUGUUAGCUUCAAAUGCCUGGUUGGAGUUCUCCAGAAUCAAAAAACCAAUGGGUGAGGUGUGUUGGUCAUCUGGUUCAGGAUUGUUCUCAAUGUUGCCAAUACAUUCAAUUUUUGUAACCUUUUCAGUUCUUAUUCUCCAUUAACUUAUUCUUACUGCGGUAAAUUUCCGUUAAAUUGAUCUCAUUUGCACUUUUCCACUACAUGUGGCAACUUAGACUUCUGCACUUUGUGCAAAGUUCUACUUUGAAAAUUCAACCCAGUACUAUCACUUCUUUUCUGCUGUGUGGUUUUCUGAAGGCGACUACUUAAACUGAUGGACUGACAAAAUUCUAUAAGUGGUGGUCAUAUAAGGAAAAUAGUGGGAAUCAAAUAUCUUCGACCUCCAUGUCUCUUUUAAGGUUAACAUCACUUGUUGGCGUCGCAGAGCAUCAAGGAAAAGCUUUAACCACUGUAGCUCUUUAGAUCAUUGUAAGUUGAAGCCGCAUCUGUGUGAUUAUACCGAUUUCGGAUUGUUUUAAUAUGGGGAAAUUCUACUGGUUUGUAAACUCACAGGAGCAACGCUAGGCUUGAGAAUAGGUAGCGAUCGCAAACUCUGUGUGAAGUUGGACGCUGCUGACUUGUGUGAAUAUGAUGAGCACUUCAUCUUCACAAACACUGGAAGUCUAAUGAUCCUUCCAUUAGUUCAUACUCGAAAUCAGCGUUAGCUUUGUUCAUAAAGCUGAUUGACCAACAAUGGGCAACAUGUUUUAGGCAGUUUAAAUCAUAACCAAAUGUAGAUUUUUGGAAGAAAAUAGUUUUAAAACAAUAGGGCUUCUGUGAAUUAGAAUGACCCCAAUCUUUUCUUUAAUUCAAACUCCUUGAGUCCUACUAUGCACUAGGCCUCGAUUGGCUCGGGCUUCCAAAAGCUAAUCAUCAGUUGUCGGCAUACAUUCUGACUUUUGGAAUAUAGUUCUGAUUCGACGUAAUGUACAAGCAUCUGAUACAACCAAAGAGAAGUCUUUAUCAGUUGAUUUGGAGUGUUUGUGUCAGUUCUUGACAGCUGUUGGAAAAUAUAUGGAUACACCUAAAGCGAAGAAACUUAUGGACCAAUAUUUCCAGCGGUUGCGUCGUAUAUUGUCACGCACUUGUGAUUCAAGCGCAGUGACUUCUAAUAAAUAUGAAAAUAUAUCUACCGAAAGAACAGUUUGCCCAAAGGCAACGAAAUGGAAUAGCGCCUCCUUAUCGGCAAGAGUGCGGUUCAUGGUUGAGGAUUUGAUCGAUUUGAGGGAGAAUAAUUGGAUCCCACGUCGAGCUGGUCAGCGUACUGAAACAAACAAACCCCGUUUACUUCGAGAUAUUCGAUUUGAGAUACUAAAGGAAUCUGGAAUUCUUGUUGCUCCGACUCCAAGUGAACGCUCUGCUGAACAGCCUGAUAUACCUGGAAGUGCUUUCAUGAAUCAUUCGUCUAGGUCAAGUAAUUCAUCAGUCAGUAAUGAAUUCCCUUUUGCCCGUGGUUUGGGUUCUAAUUCAUUAAAGAAUGAUAAUGGUGAGGCAAGAAGUUGGAUGGAGUUGGCGCGGAUGGGUGAAGAACUAUGCCGACAAAGUUCUCGAGAUCUAUGUUUAUUGGACAAUGGGAAUCGUUCCACUGAUGGUCCGACUAUCCCUUUCCAUGGGCGUUUACACACUACUCGACGUUUCGCAUCCAGCAAAAAUGAACUGCCUAAUUCGAACAGUGUUCAGCGUCAGAGUACAAAAACUAAUAAUACUGACAGUUGGGCUGCAAAAAUUGAAAAACCUGAAGGUAGUUGUGAUGUUGGUUGGGUUCGCGGUGUUAAUGCACGAAUACGAAACACCGCAGUCACGCCAAGUAACGGUGUGCCGACACCUAAUGCCAAUUUGCCGCCACGAAUGCUCAGGAAACUAGCUGCCGAAGCUGUUGGUAAUCCACCAGUCAGUUCUACAACAAAUGCUUACAACGAAAUGAAGCACUCUACACACCUGGAAGUGCACAGCUCUCAUGCCAACAUCAUUUCUGGUAAUUCGACAACCGUUUCCAGGAAUGGUCCGUCCCACAUUACGCCUAUUAUUCAUUCCCUUGGUCAGUCACAUUCGUCGAAUCUUUUUGAUGAUAAUCCAAUGGUUACCAGUGAUGAGAAAUUCGGUUCACAGAAGCUCGUCUGGCCUUCUUUCUCGAAAUUUCCUGCUAAUUCUACGGCAUAUGGUAACACACAGUCGACACUUACUUCUAUGCCACAAUCUUUCAAUUCGUCAACUUUAAGAACUCUAGAUCAACCAAGUUUCCAAAAUGCUCAGUCUCUGACGGCAAACAAAUGCUAUCAGAGAAUCGAACAGGUUCGACCAUCCAGUACGAACUGUUCUGCUCCGUCACCGAAUCAUGUGGCUGAAAAUCACUUGACACUUCCACAAGCUCCUGAUGAUAAAAAAAUUGCAGCAAAAUUGCUCGAAUUGUUGGUUGAAUUACGGGAUCCUGUAUCUAUUAAAAACCACUUGAAUUUAUCAAAUGUUGGCCGAAUAACAGUUGAAGUACUGGCUAUUGUUGUUUUACAUUUGUGUGAAGAAGGUACUCAUCUCAAAUUGGCAGAAGCCGAACCGUUCGAAUUAGCAGAAUUACUUGUUGCAUGUGCAGAAAACCUGUUAUGUCGUGAUGCAUCUGUAUGCAAUUCUAAAGAUAGUCGCAAGCCCAAAUCAGUGAAGUCGCUGGGUGGUCACCCUCUGGCUCUUGUGUGGUCGCACCUGCUAAAUAAGGUGUUAUGUGUUACGCAGUUAAUCUAUUCAAAGUCUAAAAUCGCUUCAAUAUCAGCCGCUUUAAUAUGGAAUCGCCAUAUGGAUCUUUCUGAAUUCGCAGAACCUUUGCGUGGUGGGAAACACCAUCCUUUAUUCUUACUUGUUCUUCAGAAAUUGUCUCAAAUGGUUGAUAAUGACUAUAAUUCGAAUGGAAAGGAAUCAGUAUGCAUAGAUGGUGCUACUGUGGAUGAAAGGCGCUGUUCACUCAUUCAAUUGUUCCAAGAUACUGGGUUACAAAUAAACCAAAUGGUCCCAGAAGGUAGUCGUACAAAUGAAGCCCUUCUGGCACUACUUGAAGAACGCGAUUUGGAUUUUCUUGUCCCAAGUUUGCGUCUUUCCAUUGAACUCUCUAAUCUCAUGAUGAACAUUUCGGAUAUGGAGGGAAAAAAUCCUCAAGAGUCGGAUAAACACUUCGCAUCCAGAUUAGAUGAAUAUUUGUCAAAGCAACCAGCAACCAGCGUUGGGAUUCGAAACUCGGACUAUGCUCACGCUUGUUUACCAGUUGUAUAUGAAUAUAUUUACAAGGUUGGAGUUGUUGAACUUGGUAGUUCAUCUUCACCCUCAACUUUAAUGACAAGAGAAAGAGCUGCAUGGAAGUGCAUUGUACCAAAAGCACUUGCUGACAUCUUACGAAACUCUGUGGAGCGGCAGUUGGAUGCUUUGCAUGCUCUUCAGCUUUUCUGGGUUGAGAAAAGCAUGCCAAAAGGCUUCUUGUUUCGGUGUUUUAUGAAUCUAUACGACUGCGAACUUGUGAGCGAAAACGCUUUUCUGUCUUGGAAAGAGGAAGUGAAUCCCAGUUAUCCUGAAAAGGGUCAAGCAUUAUUCGAGGUGAAUCGUUGGUUGACGUGGUUGGAGACAGCCGAAGAAGAAGACGAUGAAGGUCCAAGUAAAUCAGAUUCAAACGAAGAACCUACAAAGCCGUCGGUUGAAGAAGUUGCAAUGCACUUGGAAAAUUUAUCAACUGCUUGUAGUCAGCAAACUAUAUCAAUGGAUCAUAUAUCUGAAAUGGUGUCUGAUAUCAUACCUCCUGUUCUGCAUUCCAGUUCAGCAGCCCUCGGUUCCUCAUAA